Xenopus laevis (African clawed frog) is the source of this 1854-nucleotide messenger RNA. RefSeq names its product phosphatidylinositol-glycan-specific phospholipase D-like. The record is from RefSeq and is a predicted model, not a curated record. The transcript is spliced from 16 exons. The coding region runs from base 60 to 1526 and encodes 488 amino acids. NCBI's taxonomy places the organism in Eukaryota, Metazoa, Chordata, Amphibia, Anura, Pipidae.
AAUCCUACACUGUCUCAAACUCAUACUGCAACACACUUUUUAUAAUUGGAAUCACAACAAUGUUCUUGUUCUGGAAAAGCACAUUAUUAAUUACUUCUUUGCUUUGGUUGCAGGCUGCACCGUGCGGUAUUUCAACACAUAUUGAGCUUGCUCACAGAGCACUGGAGUUCUUCAACCAGAUAGAGGGAAAUGUUAAUUACAGAGAGUUAUUACAAAAACAUCCUGAGGCAUACCAAGCAGGAAAAUGCCAUGAAGUAUCUGAAGAUUCACAUUGGACACCUUUUCUCAAGACUAGCAUUAAUUACAUCCGAGAAGUCUAUCCACAGCCAUGGGACAAGAGUGCACAGAGACUGGUGGCCUUCCUGUUUGGUAUUGCAUCCCACAUGGUAUCGGAUGUGAGCUGGCAUAGUUUGAAUAUCGACCAAGGAUUUCUUAAGGCCAUGGGGGAAGUUGAUUUCUAUGGCUCCUAUGCUGAAGCUCAUCAAACUGGAGAUUUUGGUGGUGAUGUACUCAGCCGUUAUGAACUUAACUUUGACUAUCUAGAAGCCAAAUGGUACAUUCCAGUGAAGGACCUCUUUAACAUCUACAACCUCUAUUAUGGCAAAACCGUCAAAGAAGAGAACACAAUUACUCACUGCACGUACAUACUCUUCCUGGAAAUGUAUGGGGAAUCCCUUGGUAUUGAUAAGCUUCACUCAACAUAUGCAAGCAAAUCUCCUUUCUUGGUGGAGAGAUUCCAGGAAUAUUUUCUUGGUGGCGUUGAUGACAUGGUUUAUUGGUCUACAAACAUAUUCCAUUUGAUCAGUUUCAUGUUAGAUAAUGGUACUAGUGACUGCUACUUACCUGAAAACCCUAUUUUCAUACAAUGUAAUACUGAGAGGAGGGAAAAGAACAUAAAACAUUGGCAAAAAAAUGAAUUUGAUGGAGAUUUUACUCCCUCGGUCAUGAGAGCAGAUGGAGCUGAUAACAUCACUGUGGACUCAGGAGUUGUCUUUCAGAUGAAUUCUUGGGCAAAGGGCUCUGUGCUGUUUGUGAGCAAUGUUAUGGAUGCAAUGAAUAUGAAUUUUACUGGCCAGUAUCCAAACCAUAUUACCAGCCCUUCCAACUCCUACUUCGUCAGUUCACCUUAUGCAAGGCUUGGAUGGGCUAUGGUCACAGCAGAUCUAAAUGGUGAUGGACAUGGGGAUUUGGUAGUUGGAGCUCCAGGAUACAGCACCUUGGGUCAUGUUCAAAUAGGUCGUGUCUUCAUUGUUUAUGGAUCAGCAAGUGGACUUCCACCUGCCAAAAUGGACCUAGACAAAGAUGCAGAUGUAGUGCUUGAAGGCUACGAGAACUCUGGCAGGUUUGGAUCUUCUUUGGCAGUACUGGAUUUUAACCUUGAUGGACACCUGGACGUGGCAGUGGGAGCUCCUUCUGUGGGGUCCCAAUAUCUCAGAUACACAGGUUCUGUAUAUGUGUUUUAUGGAUCAGGAGGUGCAGAUUUGUCUUCUCAACCAAAUGUGACCAUAACAUGCAGGAUGAGCUGAUCAUCCAUCCUCCCACCCUCCAUCUCUCUCUCUCUCUCUCUUUCUAUCCACCCCCACCCUCCAUCUCUCCCUCCCUCCAUCCAUCUCUCUCCCAUCAUCCCGUAAACAUUACACUUCAGUUUUGGAAAAAAACCUAUAAAGAAUAAAAGAUGGAAAGCAACUGAAAAGAGUCUAUUUCUGGUGAACAAUCUGAAAACAACUGAAUGGAAAAAAAAAUGUUGGGAAGGUUAAAAACCCCUUUAAGCUCUGCAAGGGUCUCUCUCUUGCCUGAUCUCACGUUACAUUUAUUUGUGCAUUUUCAAUGCAUUUUUUAUGUGCAUUAAUCAAA